Molecule: messenger RNA, 1367 nt
Organism: Owenia fusiformis
Lineage: Eukaryota; Metazoa; Annelida; Polychaeta; Sabellida; Oweniidae
Source: the annotation of a GenBank genome assembly
UUAUUACUUGUUUUCUGUUAUCAUUGAUUUGGUUGCCCUGCAGCUUAAACAUAAAAUAUCGAUUUGUUUCAUUUAUUCUCAUUGGCUAGGUUAAAAGUAAAGGUUCAUAAUUAAAGUUAAUUGUACAAAACAAUGUAUAAAUCGAUGACCAGUGUAUUAUGCAUCAAAUAUAGAGCUCCAUAGUUUCGUAUACUAAUGAAGUGAAUGCUUAAUGUAUACAUGCCAGGAUCAAUCGAGGAUUAAAGAACAUCAUGAAUAGAUAUGGACUGAGCUAGAUUACUUACCAUUCUGAAAGUUAUAUCGAAUGGUGGAAUAAUGAAGGAAAUAUGAAUUCUGCGAUACCAAAAGGUGAUUCAACCUGAAUCUAGAUGCAUUUUGACUGAACUUCAAUGUAAGAUGGAUUGGAGCACUAUUGUGGCACUUAUUGUUACAACAAUAGCAUCAACCAUGACAUUGCUUUUGCUAUACGAACGACAAAACCAUUCAAACAAACAAGAUACAGACUACAAUACUGCCCGAUCGGCUCGUGAGCGUCUUUCUACUUAUGUUUUAGAUGACGUCAGAGAAGAGCGCAUGAAAUGGCGAUCCAAUUUGAAUGAUCUCAAAGGAACAAUUGUGGGAGUUGAAAAUGCUAUCCAAGCAUCAAACCUAGAAAUGGUGGUUGUGGUCGAUAUUCUGAACUUCUAUGAAAAGUUGCUGAAGGGAACCCAAAAUGUUAAUGCAAAACUAAAUACGGAUUUAAAAAGUCUGUUCACCUCAGUCAGGAAAAUGACUGACAUUGUUGGUGAUAUAAAAGUAAAUGAAACUCGUGUACUCACCAAUAUGAAUGCUCAAUUAAGAGUCAUUAAUACAUACGAUCAAAGAAACAUUUCUUUUAGCUCAUUAGCUGGUCUUAAAAAUAAACUAAAAUCAUAUCGACAAAUGGAAACAAUGAUUGGAAAUGUUUUCAUUGAUGUUAUUGACGGUUUACAUAAAGUAUUCACGUGCCUUUCUAUCAAACAGGCUCGCCCAAACAGGACGGGUGAAAUAUCGACAGAGGAGAUGUCAUAUAUAUCUGAUAUUUCCAAAAGUCUUCAGGAUCUAGCAAUCGUGCUCAAUGUUUCUGUUAAAGCAAUAAAGAAUGUGUGAUGUGAAAUAACUUGAUGUUGUUGGUGGUUUUGAGGAUCUAGACCUACAACUGGAGAAUCAUAUAGAAGAAUUCGUUUUAUAAACAGAUAUUGCUUAAUUUUAUCUUUCUUAUGGAAUAAGUUAAACAAUAAUUUGUUUCUUUCAACUUUUCUGACAAAUAGGCUAACAUGUAAUCACUGGUCUUGCUUCAAGAGUAGACUGUGGACCCCCCCCCCCCUCUUAUCUAGGGGACAGCGGGG